AUGUCACCUCCUGCUAUGGCGCCAGCUCUGGCUGUGCCCGGUAAAACCUACAAGACAGAAUCAGGGCUUGCCCGGCUCCUGGGGUCAGGCUCUGCUGGAGUCGCUGAGCUGCUGGUCUUCCACCCCGUUGACACCAUCGCGAAAAGGCUGAUGAACAAUGCAACAAGAGUGGCUUCGAUCUCUGCCCUCAAUACCGUCAUUUUCAGAGAGUCCGCCUCAGCCCCCGUCCUCACGAAGUUCGCAUCCCUCUUCCCGGGUCUAGGAUAUGCAGCAGGUUACAAGAUCUUGCAGAGGAUAUAUAAAUACGGCGGUCAGCCCUUUGUGCGCGACUACCUAACCCAGCAUCACGCCCAAGAUUUCGACAAGGCCUUCGGCAAAGGGACCGGCAAAGCAAUGCUCAGCGCGACCGCUGGCUCUCUCAUCGGCAUAGGCGAAGUGGGACUGCUGCUUCCCCUCGACGUAUUAAAAAUUCGGGCGCAAACAAAUUUAGCAUAUUUUCGUUCCCGCGGAUUCAUCCAGAUUGUGAGGGAGGAGGGUCUGGGGUUGUACAGGGGCGCGGGGUGGACAGUUGCUCGAAAUGCACCGGGCUCCUUUGCUCUUUUUGGAGGCUCGUCGUUCACUAAAGAAUACCUCUUCAAGCUCGAGGAUUACAAUGCAGCUACAUGGGGUCAAAACUUUGUCGCUUCCAUCGCAGGGGCAUCGGCUAGCCUCAUUGUCUCCAGCCCUCUUGAUGUGAUCAAAGUUCGUAUUCAGUCUCGAGACCAUCUCAACCCAGAGUCUGGCGUUCGCAUUAUGACGAGCAUGAUCAAAAACGAAGGCGUGACGAGUUUCUUCAAGGGCCUUAUCCCCAAAAUGCUCAUGACUGGCCCAAAGCUCGUGUUCUCGUUCUGGCUGUGA
Cladophialophora psammophila CBS 110553 is the source of this 897-nucleotide messenger RNA. RefSeq lists its product as uncharacterized. The coding region runs from base 1 to 897 and encodes 298 amino acids. NCBI's taxonomy places the organism in Eukaryota, Fungi, Ascomycota, Eurotiomycetes, Chaetothyriales, Herpotrichiellaceae. The transcript is spliced from 4 exons. The record is from RefSeq and is a predicted model, not a curated record. Gene Ontology annotation, molecular function: guanine nucleotide transmembrane transporter activity. Gene Ontology annotation, cellular component: mitochondrion.